Molecule: messenger RNA, 1581 nt
Organism: Coffea eugenioides
Lineage: Eukaryota; Viridiplantae; Streptophyta; Magnoliopsida; Gentianales; Rubiaceae
Product: nodulation-signaling pathway 2 protein-like
Exons: 1
Coding region: 1-1581 (526 amino acids)
Biological process (GO): regulation of DNA-templated transcription
Cellular component (GO): nucleus
Molecular function (GO): sequence-specific DNA binding; DNA-binding transcription factor activity
Source: RefSeq, a predicted model, not a curated record
AUGGGGUCCCAACUUCUUCAACCUUCAUGGCCACUUUACAGCACAGUAAGUCUUGAUCAUGCUGGACUCCACAGUUUUCCGAUGGAUAUUUGCAUAGACGAACCGCACGACUUUUCUUCCUCAUUCGCCACCGAGAAAUCCUCUGGAAUUUCCUUUGAUUCAUAUUUUGCGGCCGUGACUUCCCCUGAUAGCCUUGUUGAAUUCCUAAUUUUCGAUGAUGAGAAGCGAGGCGGGGAUACCAUGGCGCAUAUUAUGGACGGCCUUGAGCCUAUUUCGAGCAGUGGGGCGAUCGAGGAAGAUUGCCAAUGGUUGGAGGAAAGCGAUAACGGCGAGGACUAUAUUUCCUCACAGCUGACUCCGGAAGCAGACGCAUGGAGUGCUUGCCCUCCAAUGGAACAGAGCAAACCCGGCUCGGCAUCCACCAUGAAUGCUACACCAUCAGAGAACAUGAGCCUGACUUUCCCUCCAGUGAACAACAUGGGAACAGACACCCAAUUGGGCCUCCAUCACCUAUUGACGGCUCUUGGAGAAGCCGUGGAGAAUGGUCACCAGGAGCUCGCCGAGGUGAUAGUGAGACGCAUAACUGAAAGAAUCGACCCCCUAGGAGAAGCCCUGGAACGCCUUGCCUUUAAUCUUUUCCAAUCCGCAGAGAACCAAGGCAGCUACCUCAGGCAGCAGUCCACCAAGAAUUUUGAGGCUGCUUUCAAGGCUUUCUACCAGUGGUUCCCCUACGGGAGGUUUGCCCACUUUACUGCUAAUUCAGCCAUCCUAGAGGCUAUGCCAAGUGACGCAGAAACAAUUCAUAUAGUAGACUUCGACAUGGGAGAAGGGAUCCAAUGGCCUCCUUUGAUGGACUCAAUAAGCCGGAAGGGAAAGUCAUUGAGAUUGACAUCCAUCAUAUCAGGAGAUUCCUGUUGGGUUUUCGAAGAAACAAGGCAGCGAUUGUAUGAUCACGCUCGAUCUUUAGGCCUCAGUUUGAAUGUUGAGGAGAUGGCGCUGGAAGAUUUAGUGGCUGAGAUGAAAAGAACGAAGAAGAAAGGCGGUGCAAGAGAAUGGUUGGCCUUCAACUUAAUGGUUGCGCUUCCUCACAUGGGACGGCGGGCCGACAGAAGUCGUGUCGUGGAGUUUCUAACGCUAGCGAAGGAUUUAUUAGUUUAUUCUGCCGGCGAUAAGGGGAUCAUAACUAUUGGCGAUGGAGAAGCAGGGGGCAAUUUUGCAAAUUGCCCUGAAUAUUCUUCGUUCUUUAACAGCCAUUUCACACACUACCAGGCCUUAUUCGAAUCAAUGGAGUGCAACUUCCCUGUUUAUCUAGCAGAAGCAAGAAUUGCUAUGGAAAGUCUUUUCUUGGCGCCUUAUGUUUCCUCACAUUCCUGGUUCCAGCACUGGCAAGACGCCAGGGGUAGUCAGCCAUUAUGCGGGCUGGAUGGCCGGAGGAUGAGCAGAGACUGCUUGAUUGAAGCCAAAGAAAUCGUGAAUGAACAAAAAGCUUCAUACAAGGUGAAUUUCCAAAAAGAAAACGAGAAUGAAAUUGUCCUGGAGUGGAGAGGUAUUCCAAUAGUAAGAGUUUCUAGCUGGAUAUAG